AGGAAGCUGGAAAGAUGACAAGAUGAAUGGUUUUGGAAGACUUGAACAUUUUUCAGGAGCAGUAUAUGAAGGACAAUUUAAGGAUAAUAUGUUUCAUGGAUUGGGAACUUACACAUUCCCAACUGGGGCAAAGUAUACUGGAAAUUUCAAUGAAAAUAGGGGAAGUCAAACCUCUCCACAGCUUCUUUGUCUAACCUUUAACUUAAUUCAGAACCCAGAUAAGCCUUGAUCUGAGGAGGAUAUAACCACGACGAUGAGCAACAUGGGAACCGCCAGAGAAAUCAGAAAGAAGAUUUCAAAAAACAUGAUGUGAUGUCUCCUGCUGGAGACAGGGCAUGAGGUGCAAGGGAGAGGAGGAGGCCUGAGUUGGGACAAUGAUGAUGUGAUGUUGAAGAAGAAGCUGGAGGAGAGAAGCAACCGGCACCAUGGAAAAAACCAAGACAAAGCAAGGAGAGAAUGAACACAUGCCGGUGAAUAAUCCUUCCACACAGAUUUACCAGUUGCAGGCCCUAGCCUCUGAACUCAAAACUGGGUUCACAGAAGCAAUGCAAGAACUGUCACGAAUUCAACAUGGAGAAUAUGCUUUGGAAGAAAAGGUUAAGAGUUGCAAAUGUUCCAUGGAAGAAAAAGUUACUGAGAUGAAGAACUCAUUAAACUAUUUCAAGGAGGAGCUAAGUAAUGCCAUGUCAAUGAUCCAGGCCAUCACUUCCAAACAAGAGGAGAUGCAGCAGAAAAUUGAACAGCUGCAACAGGAGAAGCGAAGAGAAUCUAGAAAAGUUAAAGCCAAGAAAACUCAAAAAGAAGAACACAGCUCCCAGGCCGGGCCUGCACAGCAAGCUCAAGGAAGCCCCUUCCGUUCAAUCAACAUUCCCGAGCCUGUCCUUCCAAGUGAAGACUUUCCCAAUCUUUUGCCUUCCCAGGCCUAUGAAAAAGCCCAGGAGUCCAGAUCCGUUCAUGUGGGAGACAGUAAUGUGAAGGGAAUGAUGGGUCCUGGAGUAAACCCCACAACCCCCGAAGCAGAAGAAAACCUCAAGACUUGCCUCUCAGCUGACAUCCAGCCCAAGGGCCAUCUCCCAUCUGGCAUGUGGAGGCAGCCCAAGGAGGGGAAGGAAUGGGGCGAGGAAUAUGUCACGAAGGACCACCCAGAUAAACUCAAGGAAGCCAGCCAGGGUAGACACAGCUCCUUGGAAAAUGUCUUGUGUGAAAGCUCUUUAGCUGCUAAAAGACAGACGGUGGCUCUGGAACUGCUUGAAUCAGAAAGAAAAUAUGUCAUUAACAUCUCUCUGAUCCUGAAGAUAAAGGCAACGUUCCAGGGGUCAGAUGGAAAAAGGAAUUCCAAAGAGAGAAGCCUCUUCCCUGGCUCUUUACGGUACCUUGUCCAACAGCACCUGGAUCUGCUUCACGCCCUGCAGGAGCGAGUCCUGAAGUGGCCACGCCAAGGUGUUCUUGGAGAUUUAUUCCUGAAGCUGACAAAUGAUGAGAAUAACUUCCUGGAUUACUAUGUUGCCUACCUGAGGGACCUGCCUGAGUGCAUCUCUCUGGUUCAUGUUGUGGUUUUGAAGGAGGGUGACGAAGAGAUUAAAUCUGACAUCUACACUCUGUUUUUCCACAUCGUCCAGCGCAUCCCCGAGUAUCUGAUACAUCUGCAGAAUGUCCUGAAGUUCACAGAGCAGGAACACCCUGACUAUUACCUGCUACUGGUGUGUGUUCAGCGCCUCCGAGUGUUUAUCUCACACUAUACCCUGCUGUUUCAGUGCAAUGAGGACUUGCUUAUUCAGAAACGGAAAAAGCUCAAGAAGUCUUCGAUGGCAAAGCUGUACAAAGGGCUGGCUUCCCAAUGUGCAAAUACCGGGCAAGAUGCCUCCCCCACAGCAGGCCCUGAGGCUGUCCGUGACAGUGGGAUCCACUCAGACGAGAUGCUGCAGCCCUACCCUUCCGGUCCCAGUCCUGGUCCUGCUGUCACGUAAGCACUUGUUACUGUGGAAGGGUUACUGGCAAUGCUGGUGGGUCCAGGCCAGCCUCAAUUAGGAGUGUGAUCCACAGGACUACUCCUCCCCGCUUGCCCUAUCCAGCCCAUGUGUGCUGGCCGAGCAUCUGGCCGGAUGCUUGGAUCCCAGAGGAAGGAUUAAAGUUAAGGGGGCAGGUCCAGAGAGUGGGAAGAAAGGCAGAAAGUAGAUAUUUACUUUGUGGAUCACUUCAACUCUUGAGGCAGUAACUCAACGGUAUCUUCUGUGAAGUACAACAAAUAUAGCCAAAAAAUAAAACCCUAGAGAUUACACCCAGAAUGAACAAUAUGGCUGCCAUUGCACUCUGUGAAGGGACAAUAGAACCCCACGAACUUCCAAGUUAAAACAGAAUUCGAGUCACAUCAGUAUUUCAUCUCACUGUUUCUUUUCACACCUGUAAAAGUGAAUCCUCAUUUUCAUCUUAAGACCACCAGGGUCAAAUACUGUGUUAGCAUUUACAUUUGCAUUCUUUAUGCAUUUCUGCGGUAGAAUUAGAAUGUUAAUACAUAAACUAGCCGAAUAACCACUUCUGGUCAGUGCCCACUUACACCUGUCUGGCAAGUGAAAGUCCAGCACAACUGGAAAGCCACGCCCCGCCUGAUGGUAUUGAUCCCAGUUUGUAAACUAUGUAAAUGAUCCGUUGCCCAUGAUUCCAAAAUCCGAACACCCCCAUGAAAUUGGGCACAUUCAGAGCGACAGACAGCUUUUACAUCUUGG
Messenger RNA from Carlito syrichta (Philippine tarsier), 2723 nucleotides. It is a transcript of the gene ARHGEF33, whose product is annotated as Rho guanine nucleotide exchange factor 33. The transcript is spliced from 17 exons. The record is from RefSeq and is a predicted model, not a curated record. Bases 426 to 1967 code for a protein of 513 amino acids. Gene Ontology annotation, molecular function: guanyl-nucleotide exchange factor activity. NCBI's taxonomy places the organism in Eukaryota, Metazoa, Chordata, Mammalia, Primates, Tarsiidae.